AACCCAAAAUUACGAUUUUUUAAGCUUCAAAUUACCAAUAACUUCCAUUUUUUUCACCACGUAAUAAGUCAAUUUACUGUAUUAACCAGGUGUUAGACUCGCCGAAAAAAGAUCUAUGCCAAAGUAACAUUAACAGAUCAAGGCCACGCAGUUUCUAUGACGAAGGCCCUGUGUCAAAAAAAAAAAAAAAAAAAAAGAAAAAAAAAAAGUUCGGCCACAUUUAUUUAAAAGCGAGGGGGUCACAACUUAUCUAUAACACUCUCGCGACUCUCCCCGAUGAGAGCUCUCGUGUAGCGGUCGAAAGAACCUGAACCAGUUAACGAAGAGAUGGGGUGUUAUCAUAUCGUUGUAACGGCCUCGUUACUGUUACUCUCCGUGACUGCUGUUGCUGCUUCGCGAAACAAGGCCGUUGUAGAGUACGAUAACGGAGAAAUUGGUCAGUACAAUGAGACCGUUAUUCUUCGUGGCAAGGUAGUUCAGCGGAACAACCACUUUUCGAAAUGUUUAGAGGAUUUUAAGAAAAAAAGGUCAGCAGUGAUUUACAACAGUGCCAACAACACGUGCAUUCUCCUGCCAACCCUUGUCUCGCUGAAACACGAGCGGGAUGUAGUGAAGACGGGCCUCGAUCCGGGACCUUACCCUCAAGUAAGCCUCCAAGCCGACAGUUACGCCAAAAAAACGAGAAAUUUGAGAAAGCGAUUGGGUAAAAAAAUUAUGAAAUUCUGCAAAGGCAAGAAAUUACUUCCGACUCAUUUUGAGGAAGUUAAAAAGAUUGUUGAAGCAGAUACCAACGUAUCAGACAAGGACAUCAUUAUUAGGAAAGAAUAUUCCCGGGGUUUUCUCGCCCCGAGGCCAAGAAUUCUCUUCGGUAUCAUUUUGAGUGGGUCUGUGACAGGGACGCUGACCGUCACUUCAAACAUUGAUAUUAACAUCAGUAUUGGCUCGGCAUCUGGAUCUACUGGGACCUCAACCACUAAUACCAAUACAAAUACUAAUACCAAUAACAACAAUAAUAAUAACAAUAAUGGUGGUAGUGGUAGUAGCAGCAAUAACAAUAAUAACAAUAACAAUAAUAAUAACAAUAACAACAACAAUAACAAUAAUAAUAACAAUAAUAAUGGUUAACUUUAUAAAGAAGGAAAUUCUGCAAGUGUCCAGGCAAGAAAUCAUUGAUGAAAUUAGACAUUAGCUUUGAAAUCCAAAAAUGAAUUGAUAUAUGUAUUUUCACCACAUUUAUGAAUGUACAGUUACUAUAUUAUUCAAAUUGGAUGCUUAACCUCGGACCUGUAAGAAUGAUGAGGAUGCAACAUCAUACAUAUGUAAAUUGGAUGUAUGGAUUAUUAAAAUGAGAAUUAAU
Messenger RNA from Penaeus monodon (black tiger shrimp), 1357 nucleotides. Its product is annotated as FNIP repeat-containing protein DDB_G0290617-like. The coding region runs from base 328 to 1125 and encodes 265 amino acids. The transcript has 6 exons. The record is from RefSeq and is a predicted model, not a curated record. NCBI's taxonomy places the organism in Eukaryota, Metazoa, Arthropoda, Malacostraca, Decapoda, Penaeidae.